This is a messenger RNA of Scutellospora calospora, 2159 nucleotides long. The record is from the annotation of a GenBank genome assembly. NCBI's taxonomy places the organism in Eukaryota, Fungi, Glomeromycota, Glomeromycetes, Diversisporales, Gigasporaceae.
CAAUUCUUGCUGAUACCCUUUCUGAUAAUUAUGGCAAAACCAUUUAUUAUUUCUUUGCAAUUCCAUAUCCUAACGGAGUUUUUGGAGUUCGCUCUGUUUUAGGAUGGCGCCUUACAUUUUUUCUUGAUGAUUAUGUGAUAUUAUUAUUAGGACUUACACCUGUAAUUCCAUUUUACGUUAUAAUUCAAGUUAUGAUAGAUGUAUUUUUCUGUUAUGCCUAUAUUUGUUCACUUCCAAUUAUUGAUAGUAUAUUUAACUUUUUUGUUGGUAUGGUAUUGACGAGAGCAGUAGCGGCAUUAUUUUCAGAUAAAAAAAAAAUUUAUGAUUAUUUAAUGGAAGUUGAUGAUGAGAGUAAUUUGAUGCCUAUUGAUAAAGAUCGGGGGGAAGUGGAUAUAGAUACUUACGAAUUAGCAAAAAAACAUAGAUUUAUACAUAGAUUUUUCGCAUUUUUGUUCUUUUUAAAUUAUUCAAAUGGAAAAUUUAUGUGGAGACAAUCAUUGGUUGGAUAUGUAGAUAAAGAACAAAAAUUUUUCACAUCAAAGACUAAUUCAAUGAUAAUUAAAUAUAAAAAAAGCGUUAAUAUCGAUUUAUUUGGAAGAGGAAAAAUAAUUAAACAGAGUAAAGACCAGAAAACCCCACGAUAUUGGAGUGCAACGUUAGAUAUCGAAGAUAAUCGAAUGUAUUUAGUACAAAAAUUUGAAAUUCAAGAUAUCGGGGUAGCUUUUAGUGGUAGAGUUUUUAGAAAAAAUGUUCAAUUAUUCCCGAAUUUCUAUAACAAAAGUAGUGAAUCGAGUGAUAAAUCAAAGAAUGAAAGUAGUGAAUUGAGUGAUGAAUUAAUGAAAAUCACUUAUCAUCAUGGGGAUUUUAAAGAAUAUCUAAAUGAUAAAAAUGAUGAUAAUUAUAACUGGAAAUUAGAUAUUAAUAAUUCAAAACUAAUACUAUUAUUCGAUGAAAAAUAUAAACCGAAAAACUCCGAUACUUGGAAUCUGAAAAUCAAAAAUAAUAAAGCAUUUAUAACUAAUACAAGGCUAAUAGACGAAUGUGAGGCAUUAAACAAUAAUGGUAAAAAAGCCAUCAACUUAGAUAGAGAUGUAAGCUUAAAAGGCAAAUGGAAAAUAGCAAAUCAAAAGAUUAUUCAUGAAAAAAAAUCCCAUGACAAAUAUAAAAUUAAAAAAACAAUUUUGAACGAUAGUCCAAAUAAUGAUAAGAAUUUAUGGGAAGACAAGAAUUUAUUGGUAGACGGUAAUUCAAGAUUAAGAAUCGAAAAAAAUGGAAUAUAUAUGGAAUAUAAAUUGAUUAAAGAAAAUAUAAAAAAGGCUGAAGCAAAGAUAAAUAUUGAUGAUAAAAAUGAAGAAAUAGAAAUUAAAGAUCAAAUGUCUAAAGAUAAUGCGUUGCACGUUGGAGAUUAUCCAUUUUGGGAUGCGACAUUGAAAAAAUAUGAAUCCAAUAUUUUCUUGAAACAUAAAAUUAAUCAGGAAAACGUUAUAAGUAUGUCAAUCGAAGGCAAAAAAUUGAUUAAUUCAGAUAUUGAAGAUUUUAAAAAUGAAGAAGAUUUUAAACAGAACGACAAUGAUAAUAUUAUAAACCUUACGUAUAGUAAAAUUCAAUAUAGAGAAAUUCUAUAUAGGAAAGGUUUAGCAGAAACAUUCCAGUCAUUGACAAUAAAUAAUGAAGUUAAGAUUACUAAGGAGGGUGACACAAUAAUAAUACGUGAAAUCGAUAAUAAUUGGUUUAGAGGCAUAUGUAAUUACAUAUGUAACCACAUAUUUAGUGAGAAGAGUAAGGAUAAAAAUGUUGACGAAAUAAACAAAUUAGAAAUUAAGAGAAAAUAUUGGUUCAGGGAAGAAAAAAAUCAAUUAGAAAUUAGUGUGGAAAAUAUUAAUAAGAAACUUGCAAAAAUUUAUAUUCUCGCGAAUUCAAUCAUAAAAAUAAAAAAUCAAGAUGAAAUUAUUAAUCAUCAAGAUGAAAUUAUUAAUCAUCAAGAUGAAAUUAUAAAUCAUCAAGAUGAAAUUAUUAAUCAUCAAGAUGAAAUUAUUAAUCAUCAAGAUGAAAUUAUAAAUCAUCAAGAUAAAAUUAUUAAUCAUCAAGAUGAAAUCAUUAAAAUGAAAAAUGGUGGUAAAUUAAAAAUCGAAAGUACCCAAAGUGAUGGACUGACGAUC